Molecule: messenger RNA, 722 nt
Organism: Ostrinia furnacalis (Asian corn borer)
Lineage: Eukaryota; Metazoa; Arthropoda; Insecta; Lepidoptera; Crambidae
Product: transcription initiation factor TFIID subunit 2-like
Exons: 3
Coding region: 9-707 (232 amino acids)
Biological process (GO): transcription initiation at RNA polymerase II promoter
Cellular component (GO): transcription factor TFIID complex
Molecular function (GO): transcription cis-regulatory region binding; chromatin binding; RNA polymerase II general transcription initiation factor activity
Source: RefSeq, a predicted model, not a curated record
CAGCCCACAUGUUCACUUAUGGCCACUCUGCUCGUCUAUGGUUCCCUUGUGUGGACAGUUAUGCUGAACCCUGCACAUGGAAGCUAGAAUUUACCGUUGACGAAAGCUUAACUGCUGUAUCAUGCGGGGAGUUAAUCGAUGUGGUUUACACCCCUGAUCAUAGAAGGAAGACGUUCCACUAUGUUGUUAAUACUCCAGCGUGCGCGCCGAAUAUCGCUUUAGCCAUUGGGCCAUUUGAAACUUAUGUAGAUCCACACAUGAAUGAAGUGACACACUACUGCCUACCUCAUUUGAUGCAGAUCUUGAAGAAUACUGUCCGAUAUCUGCAUGAGGCCUUCGAAUUCUAUGAAGAGACUUUGAGCACCAGAUAUCCAUAUCCCUGCUACAAGCAAGUCUUUGUUGAUGAGACCGAAGAUGACGUCACAGCAUACACAACUAUGUCAAUCCUAAGCACCCACUUGCUUCAUUCGAUUGCCAUCAUUGAUCAGACGUAUCAAAGCCGAAAAGCCAUGGCCCAGGCGGUGGCAGAGCAGUUCUUUGGCUGUUUCAUUACUAUGCAGAACUGGUCUGAUCUCUGGUUGGCCAAAGGUAUACCAGAUUACAUGUGUGGACUGUACUCGAAGAAGUGUUUCGGAAAUAACGAAUAUAGGUAUUGGAUUCAUCAAGAGUUGCAAGAGGUAAAUAUUCCAACAAUCAAAUUGGUUUAAUAAAACUUUUUUAAA